Messenger RNA from Aptenodytes forsteri (emperor penguin), 1997 nucleotides. RefSeq names its product mirror-image polydactyly 1 (gene MIPOL1). The record is from RefSeq and is a predicted model, not a curated record. Lineage: Eukaryota; Metazoa; Chordata; Aves; Sphenisciformes; Spheniscidae. Bases 178 to 1527 code for a protein of 449 amino acids. The transcript has 13 exons.
GCUAUAGUCUAUUAUUUCCAGGAGAGGGCAGCAUUUUCCUAUAUCAGCUAAUCCAAAAGUAAAUGAGGAACUUAGGAAAAGAUUGCCAACUCCAAAUCAACACAGUUACACAGAAUUGAAAAAGAAGCGUACAGCUUCAUUUGAGGGACUCCUGUAAGGAACUCAGUGUUCUGCGAUAUGAGUUCUAAAAUUGUCAAGGGAAAACUGGACUCAGUGCCAGAUCAAACAAGUUCAGAAGAACAAAUGGAGAACUGGUCAAAAGAAACACACAUCCUGGAACAGAAAACAGAAGAUUUUUGUGUUGAGUUUCAGUUUCAUCAGAAUUCUCAAAAAAACCCAGAAUUUUUCAUCCAGGCAGAAGCUGAAGCACAAAAUCUUUCAGAUUUGUCAGUAACCAGUCAAAGAAGAGGAGCUCCAAAUGAUUUUAAUUCCAGUCCUGAAGAAUCAAGCACCGUAGAAAGACAGGCUAACAGGAUGCUCCCUGAAUUUACAUCCUCAUGGAAGGGUGCUGCAGAUUUAGCUGGAAAAACAGAAACUGCAUUCCUUUUAAAAGAAUUGGACACUCUGAGGGCCAAAAAUAAAAAGUUUCAAGAUAAGCUGUCUGAAAAGGACAAGGAGCUGAAGACAAUAAAACUGGACUUAGAACUGCAAGAGAGAGCUACAGAAGCUAAGAUUGCAGAAAAGAUUGCAGCUCUGGUGGAAGAAGUUUAUUCUGCUCAACGGGAACGUGACGAGGCUGUCAUGGCAAGGCUUAGAUUAGCCAAUGAAGAGAGAGAUGAAGCAUUUCUACGAGUCCAGCGUUUAGAAGAGUCUCUCAAAGAGCUAGAAAAUAUUAACCCUGAAGAAAAUGACAUGACAUUACAGGAAUUACUGAACAGAAUAAACAAUGCAGACACAGGGAUAGAUAUACUGAAGAAUGGAGCUAUAAUUCUGAAUCGAAUACACAGGACCAAAGAACGUAAAAAGAAAAUAAUGUCUGAUGAAAUGAAUGCAGUAAUAGAACAACGAGAUGCUGCUUUGUCUCAAUGCAAACGGCUGGAGCAGGAGCUUCAUCAUCUGAAAGAGCAGAACCAGACUUCAGCAAACAACACGAGACAUCUGACUGCUGAAAACAAUCAAGAACGUGCUCUGAAGGCAGACUUGAUAGCCUUGCAACAAGAAAAAGAGGCCGCUCUUCAACAGUGCAAAAAAUUAGAAGAAGAAAUCCAGACAUUGCGUGUUUAUUACAGCCUAUACAAAUCUUUGUCUGAAGGAAUGAGUCUGAAGGACCAGCUUAACUGUACUUUCGGUACUUCUGAAGGUGGGCUGCAAGGCAGGGGGGAUGUUGUGACCCUUACCUAUCGCCAGAUUGAAGAUCUGGCAGCUCAGCUGCAGCAAGCUCGGUCAGAGCAAAAGGACACAGAGCUGAAGCUCCAGAAAGCCCUGGAGGCUUCACGGGAGGCCAAUGAAAAAGUUCAGAAGUUGGAAAGGCUGGUGGACGUCCUGAGGAAGAAGGUUGGAGCAGGGACCAUUAGGACCGUGAUCUGAUUGAAAGCUCUAGUCUAAGGAAGCAUUCACAUCUGGUGACCAGGCUGCUUCAUUCAGCACUGUGUAAACACUAAAGCCUUAACUUAGCAAACAGUUGUUAGAAGUGGGACACUCCAGCGACAUUCCAAGCUGAGAUAAAAUCAAAUCAUAAAUGUUUAACUACUUUGCUGCUGAGUUCUGUGAUUUGUUGAAAUGUUUCACUGCAAACAUAUAUUUGUUUUUAAGCAGAUGCAUUGUGGCACUGUGUACUGUGAAAAAUGAUGUAGAUGCUUAUUUUAACAGUCUGUCCUCUCGGUGUUACUAGACUAUAGUCUGCUGCAAGGCACAGCUUGAUCAUGUUUUCAAAUACUACAGGCUUCAGGUGCAAAAUCCUGCAAAGCAGUUUCAAAAUUUAAAUCCCUUACAUUAUUUGUGAGACUGCAAACAGUCCAGUAUUUGUAUGUUAAAUAUAUUAAUUGAUAAAGUAGGUU